UCAGGGACACAUUCUAAUUUUGACUCGAUUAUAGUUAUUCAACCAUUAAUGAAUUUACUUUGCAGAUAUGAUUCCGUUUUUUCUUUAAAAUAAAGACAUGUAGUUGCUGAUAGUAUUUCCACCAUGACGUUCUGCAACGGUAGACCUGUUAUUUGACUAUUAUAACAGUUGUAAUAGUUGAAUGUUGUAGAGUAAUAAUAAGCAGCAGCGCUGGUGGGCGGAGCUUCACCGUGUAAAUAGUGGCGCGUCACGUGACAGCGCGGGUAUAUCAGGGGGGGCCGCGAGCGCGAGGCAGCACAGCAGAGAGCGUCCAGCGGAGCGGCUCCGGGGGGGUGGUGGUCUUCUUCUUUUCUUUUCUUCUUGCAACCAAGACGACUCCGUAGGCCAUAAAAGCGUAGCUUUCCGACUUCAGCUACAGUGAUAGCUAAGUUUGGAAGGGAGAAGAACCGAGAGACGCCGCGUCCUUUGUUGUUUGGGUCGACAGCGACAGACCGACAGAAGGUGCGGAAUUACGGGUCAUCACAAAAGACCAUCUAGCAGAUACAGAAGGAGCAACAGCAAGAGCUUCAUGAUGGAAAACUCCACACCCAAGAAGAGCUGCUGGGAGUCUGUCCGGGACUUCUUCACUUCAGCUAAAUUCCUUAUUUACAUGGGCCAUGCUCUGUCAACAUGGGGGGACCGCAUGUGGAACUUCGCCGUGGCCGUGUUCCUGGUGGAGCUGUACGGGAACAGCCUGCUUCUCACGGCCGUGUACGGCCUGGUGGUGGCCGGCUCCGUGCUGCUGCUGGGGGCCAUCAUUGGGGACUGGGUGGACAAGAAUCCCAGGCUCAAAGUGGCCCAGACUUCGCUGCUGGUCCAGAACAGUUGCGUCAUCGUGUGUGGGAUCCUACUGAUGGUUGUUUUCAACUUCAAGGAGCAGCUAGCUGAGCUGUACAAUGGAUGGGUUCUGACCACCUGCUACAUUCUGGUGAUCAGCAUCGCCAACAUGGCCAACCUCGCCAGCACGGCCACGUCCAUCACCAUCCAGAGGGACUGGGUGGUGGUUGUUGCAGGUCAGGACAGCAGCAAGUUGGCAGACAUGAACGCCACGGUGCGUAUCAUCGACCAGCUGACCAACAUCCUGGCGCCCAUGCUGGUGGGCCAGAUCAUGUCCUUCGGCUCCCAUUUCAUCGGCUGCGGCUUCAUCUCGGGCUGGAACCUGUGCUCCAUGUGUGUGGAGUACGCUCUGCUGUGGAAGGUCUACCAGAAGACGCCGGCCUUGGCCUCCAAAGCCGGCCAGAAGGAGCAGCAGCAGCAGGAGCUCCGGCAGCUCAGCCCGUCCAAAGACUCGGAGAGCGGCCUGAGCCCCGAGGAGUCCUCUCAGCCGCUGAUGAACGACACCUCGGCCAAACCCGCCUCCCCGGAGCAGCGGGGCUGCUGCUACCAGAUGGCCGAACCCCUGCGCACCCUGCGGGCCGGCUGGGUGGCCUACUACAACCAGAACAUCUUCUUCGCCGGGAUGUCGCUGGCGUUCCUCUACAUGACCGUGCUGGGCUUCGACUGCAUCACCACCGGCUUCGCCUACACGCAGGGCCUCAACGGCUCCGUGCUCAGCCUGCUGAUGGGGGCCUCGGCCGUGGCGGGCAUCUGCGGCACCGUCGCCUUCACCUGGGUUCGCAAGAAGUGCGGCCUGAUCCGCACGGGCUUCAUCUCGGGCACGGCCCAGCUGGCCUGCCUGGUGCUGUGCGUGGUCUCCGUCUUCGCCCCCGGGAGCCCCUUCGACCUCAGCGUCUCGCCCUUCCAGGACGUCUACGCGCACCUGAUCGGCGAGAAGAUGCUGCCCGAGGCCGAGCACGGCCUCGCCAACGGCCUCGGCGCUCUGAACGCCACGGCGGCGGCUCCGGCCGAAGAGGUGGCGCCGCUGCAGUCCUACAUGUCCGUCAGUCUGCUGUUUGCUGGCGUGAUCGCUGCUCGAGUUGGCCUGUGGUCCUUUGACCUGACGGUCACCCAGCUCAUCCAGGAGAACGUCAUCGAGUCAGAGCGAGGUGUGAUCAACGGCGUCCAGAACUCCAUGAAUUACCUCUUGGACCUGCUGCACUUCAUCAUGGUGAUUCUGGCUCCCAACCCUGAGGCCUUCGGCCUUCUGGUCAUCAUCUCUGUGUCUUUCGUGGCCAUGGGCCACAUGAUGUACUUUGGAUUCGCCUUCAAGAGCCUGGGCACUCGCCUGUUCCUGUGCUGCUCGCCGGAGCAGAAGGUGGAGACGGAGGACAGCGUCUCCCCCCCCACCACCGUCUAACCCCAUUGAAGAGAAUCCGUCCCCGGUACAUAGUUCUCAUACCCGACCCCCGCCUCUGAUCUAACACCCUGUAGCUGGCAGAAUGCUAGUGCUAAACCACAAAAGGCUAACGCAACGUGCUAUGCAUAAAGUAGCAUUCAUCCCAAGCUGCAGCUUCUUCUAACUCUGCUUCUUUUCUUUUUUCCUCGAGUCUGUUUAGAGGCGAUAAUCUGAAGCAACACAUGUACUGUCAAACUGAUCCAUCCCCUCCAGGCUUCUGACCCCCCCGCCCCCCCUCUCUUGCUGCAGAGUUUGAACAUCUCAGUAGUGGUGCUUCAGGUAACCAAAGGGGUGGAAUGAGGGAGAGGUUCUGCAGUAAUACUGUCUCAGACCCAAAGGACAGCUCCUCCUGACGCUGGUGCUGUAGUUGAUGAGGGGAGGGGCGCAUUUAUUCAACCCAACACAACUAUGGGCCUAGUCUCUCUAAUACAUAGAUGUAGGGGUUCAGUGUCUCAUCAGUGUUCCAUAAGACAGAAAUGAGAAAUCCUAUGCAGCCGUGUCAAUAUCUCAGUUACCAAAGUCCAUAAGUGGCAUGAAGGAAGUAAGGGAAACCAGAUAUCCGUCUGAAGCAUUCCAAAUCUAUGUUUUACAUCCGUUCACAGUACUUUACCUUCUUUAUGUCUCACCCACUCUGCGAUUGUACUUCAAUUUGUUUUCUAAACGUCCUUUUGUCACCUUUUGAUUUUCUGUUUGAUUGUUGUUACUCUGGCACUUUAAGUGAUUGAUGUCCGUCAUACAGCUAACACGUGAUCAGGCAUUUGAUCAAUACUUUUGCACAAGCAAGUCCUGGCUCUCCCACUAACCCCUGCACGACCUUUUGUUCAAUCACUUAUUGUCAGUCUGAAAAUGUGUACGGAUUGUGCCUAAAAAAGGCACAUAGCAAAACACUUCAAACUGGACCUGGACGGGUCGGUUCUGGUUGUUCUUGGACAUUUUACUGAAGCCUUUGGCUUCACGGUGAUACUCAGUAGCAUCUCAGAGGGUUUAAUGCAUGCUUUUUGUCCUGUGAAGUCUUGUAAGUUGAAGUGUUUUAGACAGUUUGUAAAAUAACUGAACAAUGAAAGCUUUGUGAAAGGACCACCAUGAACCAUUGGUCAGAGCAACCACUAAAGUAACUCCUGAAGCUGUAAGUAGCUGCCAUCGGUUCCGGUGCCUUAUUGUGCGGUCGUCAGACGUCGAGCCGGGAGGAAACGAACAGGAGGCCACUUUUCAGCUCCCAUGCUGACUCAGGGUCUGUGCAGGUGGGCGUGAGGCUUAGUUUCCAUGUUCCACCAUUAGAGGAACAUGGAAACCAAAGCAGCUCAGUCUGCUGCUUCAGCAAAAUCUCACAUUGCCAUAACUCGACAUUUGUAAUGUAAAGACCAGUCAGGUUCAACCCACGAGUGGAAAAUGCAACAACAAAAAAGAAUUAUACAUUUUGUGUGUCCUUUUCAUGCUGUAGGUGUGGAAAUGCUGACCCUUUUUACCUUUUCUACUUGUUUUUAUACACUUAGUGUUGAGAUUGUGUUAAAUUGCCAUAUCUUUCUAAAGAUUUUGGAAGUUUGUAUAUAAAGCAAUUAGAUCAUUUAAUGUCUGUAUCAUACUGCUUUAAUCUGACAAUAUAUUUCUCUCUGUAUAUAUAUAUAUAUAUAAAGUUAUUGGUGUUAUUGUAAUUGACAAGCAUUAAAUCAUAAACAAAUCAUUGACAUUUAAUGAUUGCACUCCACAGUACUCCUUGUAUUGCAUGUUUUAAAUAAAGAAAACAUUUGAUUGUC
Molecule: messenger RNA, 4068 nt
Organism: Pungitius pungitius (ninespine stickleback)
Lineage: Eukaryota; Metazoa; Chordata; Actinopteri; Perciformes; Gasterosteidae
Gene: slc40a1
Product: solute carrier family 40 member 1
Exons: 8
Coding region: 569-2275 (568 amino acids)
Biological process (GO): iron ion transmembrane transport
Cellular component (GO): basolateral plasma membrane
Molecular function (GO): iron ion transmembrane transporter activity; peptide hormone binding
Source: RefSeq, a predicted model, not a curated record